AUGGGCAAAGACAUCGCAUCCGGAGCUCCAGUCUUCGCCAUCGACAUCACGGAGGAAGCCAUGCCGAAGGCCGAGGCCGCUGUGAGCAGCCAGGGCGGGUCUCUCGAGUGGGGUGCUGUCCGCAACUUCGGGCCCAACAUGUCCCCGCCCGAGGCCGGCAUGGCGGCCGCGGCCAACGGCGUGCUGCACUGGCUCGACGUGCACCGCUUCUGCCCCACCUGCGGCUCCUCGGACCUCCAGGUCAAACGUUCGGGAUGGAUGCUGCAGUGCGGCGCGGACGGGUGCCGGUACCGGGCGUUCCCGCGCAUUGACCCUGCGGCGAUCGUCCUCUCGGUGUCGACCUGCGGGGACUGGUGCCUGCUGGGACGCAAGGCCGCGUGGGCCGAAGGGAGGUACAGCUGCUUGGCCGGGUUCGCGGAGGUGGGGGAGUCGAUCGAGGCGGCGGCGGUGCGGGAGGUGGAGGAGGAGUCUGGGAUUGUACUGGACCUUGACUCAGUGUGGUUCGAGGGCACGCAGCCGUGGCCGAUGCCGCAGAGCCUCAUGGUCGGGUUCGGAGCGAGGGUGGCGCCGGGCCGCGACGUCACGAAGUACUGCGAGGAGUCCACCGAGGACCGCGUGGUCGCGGGCGAGGUCGGUCUGACGGAGGCGGAGCGUUUGCCGUACCUGCAGCCCCUGCCGCCGCCGUGCAAGGUCGACGAGGACGAGCUGGAGGACGCGCGCUGGUUCCACCGCGACUACAUGGAGGCUCGCAUCGUGCACGAUCCACCGACGAUGCCGGGGCCGUUCUUCAUCCCCGGCAGGCACUCCCUGGCGUUCGAGCUCAUUACGCGCUGGCUGCGGCGGGCCGACCGGCAGCCCUGGGCCGGCGACGCGCUGCGCACGGCCUCGCUCGGCGAAGGCGUACAGAAGUACGUGCUCAUGCGGGCGUCGGAGGCCGGCGCGGGAACAGGUCCUGACGGCCAGCAGAGGAGCAAGCUCAUUGUAUGGGGUCACCCCGCUGCCGCCUACCACAUGAACGUGUUGGAGAGGUGCAAGGCCGAGGCGAGGAAGCUCGGGCUGAACGUGGAGCCGCUGGGCGGCGGGCGCAUCGAGCACUUCGAGUCCUCCGGCGUGAUCCACGUGUACGGGUACAGCCAGGCGUUCGGCCCAGCGCCGCACCACGUGUCCGCCGCGAUCCUUCGACGCAUGUUCCCGUUCUACGACCCGGACAGCAUCACAGUCUCCUACGAGGGAUACUGA
This is a messenger RNA of Pedinophyceae sp. YPF-701, 1239 nucleotides long. Lineage: Eukaryota; Viridiplantae; Chlorophyta; Pedinophyceae. The record is from the annotation of a GenBank genome assembly.